Messenger RNA from Leopardus geoffroyi (Geoffroy's cat), 3563 nucleotides. It is a transcript of the gene PROK1, whose product is annotated as prokineticin 1. The coding region runs from base 2107 to 2424 and encodes 105 amino acids. NCBI's taxonomy places the organism in Eukaryota, Metazoa, Chordata, Mammalia, Carnivora, Felidae. The record is from RefSeq and is a predicted model, not a curated record. The transcript is spliced from 5 exons.
CUUCAUCACCCAGGCCAGAGGGAAGGGGAUGGCACGUGGAAGGUGUUGAGGGACGACGCAGACUGGCCCGGGGAGGGGCUGUGAGCAGUUUUGCAUCGCUGGAGAGGUGAGUGCGUGCGGUCCGAUGCUGGGAGGGGAAGGAGAGCAGGGCGGGUCAUUCCACCAUUGGACCUUGGACAACAGCCUGAGGGUUUGAGUUUGAUCUGGAGGUCAGAGGCCGGUGAGGAGUCCUCGAGGAACUUUUGAUCUCCAAGCGGAUGAUCACAAGCACAGCAGAUGUCUGGGUUGUGUGGAAGCUGGUUGGAGAGGGGCCUCAAGUGACACAGCCUCGCAGUGGGCCCAAUGACUCCCAUGACUUCAACACGGUGAUGCGUAGAAAUCUUUCGAGCUGUUCGCCACGAGGCUGAUAGGAUAUGAAAACAUCUGCAACUUCUUUUGGUGACGAGGACCCAGGUUUUACUGAUACCUGUGUGCUUGUGGCUUGCAGUGAGCACCGAAGAAAACAAAGAAAACGAAGAAAAACGCUAACGUUCAGUUAGAGGUCCUCUGAAUUCUGUUCAGGAACUCCUUGGGAGGCUGUGACCCAAGGUUCAGAAGCCCUGGCCCCAGGGCUCCGGUUUCCAUUGUUUGUUGAUUUCUUCCUUCCUAUUGUUCUUAAAUGACCCAGAGCCAAUUCUCAUUUAGUCCGUAGGCAAUGAAACUGAUAAUAGUGAUCACGUUCCAGGCGGGGGCAGGGAGGCCCUGGGACACGCACUGCUUUGUAGUUUGUGGGACAAGGACCUCCCGGUGGAGCUGGAAGGGAACACUAGCGCCCUUGGAGUCAGAUCAAUCCAAAGAUGGAGGUAGAGCACCUCAGGGGAGGGUGCCAGCUCAGCACUGACCUCGGUCCAGAGAGCGGCCCGUAUUCACCACGCGCACACACACCCACGCACGCACAGCUGUACACACGGUACGGAAAAUGGUGACACUGGCAUCCGCUGGAGCGAGAAGCAGGGCGAGGCCCCAGUCACGAGGCACCUGGCGUGGGACCCUCUCCUACAGUCGCUCAGCAGCGGGCUGCCCCGCCCACCUGCCUCACCCCCUCUGGCCCCCGCCGCACAGCUUGCCAGCUUUCUUCUCCCUGGGGGAGGCAAGUUCAUUGUUAGCGCUUGUCACCCCGUUUUUCUUGCGUCGCCUUUGUCUCCUGGGGUGCCUGCCUGCCUAGUUCAGGGCCUCCCCGCUUCCUGCUCUUUCUUCUGUGCUCCCUCUGUCAGCGAAAGUAACCCUUAUCUGGCUAAAACGUGUCAAGAACACCGCUGAAAUCCACCUGUACACAGGAAUAGGAAGAGCUCUAAGGCCCAGAGAAAUCAGAGCCAGCAACCAGGAAUUCCUGGGCCUGACAUGUGGGAGGCGCUCAGCGAGUGUUUGCUUAAUCGAGUUACCGGGUAAAGAGCCCCGAAAGCUCCCCAAAGCCUCUUCUGGCAUUUCCAGCAAGGUCACCAUGUAUCCCUCACCUUCUCUAAUUAAGCUGGCUUUUCCUCAAGUGCCCGCUGUCCAAGGUGAACAAAAUGUUUUCAACCAGUGUUGCUGGUUUUGUUUGCAACAGUAUUUCUCAGUAUCAUGCUUCACGCGCUGUGUGGGGUAAUUAGUUUUGUGCCGAAGGAAGGGAGUGAGCAUGGGAGGCGGGGGCGGGACGGGGGUGGUCAGCCACCAUCCACUGUCGUCUCGUGGAAGGCGGCCCGUGUGAGGGGGCAUCUGUACCGGGCACCCAGAGCCCACGGGACUCUUUCAGGAACCCCUCCAGCACCCAGCACGAUCCUGCUUUCUUCCUCCGGGGCUGGAGCCAGUCAGCGUCCCGAUGUGUUCAUUUUUAUUGGUUUUGAUGGUGAUUUGAUGUCAUCAGGGAUUCAGGUCUCACGUUCGUCCCUGCGAUCAUCUGAAUAGCACUGGUGACGGGGAAGGGAAGAGCAGAGACAGGCACCCAUAGGCAGCCUGGAUCGGACCGUAUAAAUCUGGGAGGAGGGAGGGGGCCGGACAGCCUGGCCUUCCCAGCUGGCACACGAGGCUGAGUGGAAGCCAGCGACAGGCAGUGGAGCGGGAGGCGUUGUGCCUUCACCCCAAGUGACCAUGAAAGGGGCCAUGCGAGUCUCAAUCAUGUUCCUUCUGGUGACUGUGUCGGACUGUGCCGUGAUCACAGGGGCCUGUGAACGGGAUGUGCAGUGUGGGACGGGCACCUGCUGCGCCAUCAGCCUGUGGCUGCGUGGGCUUCGGAUGUGCACCCCGCUGGGGCGGGAAGGAGAGGAGUGUCACCCGGGCAGCCGUAAGGUCCCCUUCUUCAGAAAACGCCAGCACCACACCUGCCCCUGCCUGCCCAACCUGCUGUGCUCCAGGUGCCCGGACGGCAGGUACCGCUGCUCCACGGACUUGAAAAACAUCAACUUUUAGGAGCCUGGCUGUUGUCGGCACACACGCUGGGCCUCUGCAUGAGAACAGCCCGUGGGGGGCGGGGGGGUCUCUUAUGGAUUUUGAUUUCUGCCACGUGGCCCAGCUUCCCCACCGCCCCGUCCCCAGGCCCCAAGCUGCCUCGCCCCAUCCCUGCUUCCUAGCCCACAUCUGUGCAUUCAUGCAGACACCCGCACACGGUCCGCCAGGCUGGCCUGAGGUUGUCCCAGCCGAGGGCCGUGGUCCUGGCAGCAGCUGUUCCGGCUGGCUGAGGGGUUGUACGUGAUCGGAAGGACACUGUUUUCCCUUAGCUCCUGCCUCACUCACCUGUCUGCUCCUUAGAGGUGACUUGUCCUCCUCCCCGGGCCCAUCUGUCCCUCCUCCCCCAUGCUCUCUCUGCCUGAACCUGCACAGCCCCUUGGGUGCCCUGCUCUGCGUCUCUGGCCUGAGCCUCAGGCCCUUUCUGUGAGGCCUGUGACUGUCAACCCGGGAGUCGGUCAUCUUCCUUUGACUGACCAACCCCUCGGUUGUAGGCCACAGGCCCAAGGUCAGCCCUUCCCGGGGCGCAGUAGGCGGUGACCUCAUGGCAGGCGCGGGGAGCCACCAGGCCAGUGCUGCAUGGCCUCCGAACCCCUCCCAGCACGCCUUACCAGUUAAGCAGGGAAGCCCCCAAUUCCUACUACCUCGCUCUAAAAUGCAAGCGGCGGCCGUUCGAUCUAAUCAGCUACUGAUGUUUUAGGAGGCAAUUAGGGAGUAACCUCAAAGAGCUCCUUCCCAAGGAUCGGUCCCUGGGAGCAUGUCUGUGACCUUGAGGACCAAGGGCUUCUGCCCAGCUGGUGGGGGGUGGGGGUGUCAGGUGGGAGGGGAGGCAGCAGGCAGGGACACUGACUUUGGAUACAGGCGUGCAACCACCACCGCGGGCCCAGGCCGCACAGGCACCACACCCAGAGACAGCGUCUUCUCCAGACAGUGAGGGCUUCCUGAAGUUCAAAGCUGUCUGUCUGGGAGUUGUGUCACUGGCCUCCGUUGUCAUCCAAAACACAGUUGCUCUAAGCCCCUCGCAUCUGGACCCUGCCCCAGGCCCACCCGGGACAGCGUGGUGAUGCCCGAGGCUGCAGAAUAAAAGCAUGAACAAGGGGCGA